Messenger RNA from Alosa sapidissima (American shad), 1285 nucleotides. RefSeq names its product Spi-1 proto-oncogene a (gene spi1a). Bases 248 to 1009 code for a protein of 253 amino acids. Lineage: Eukaryota; Metazoa; Chordata; Actinopteri; Clupeiformes; Clupeidae. The record is from RefSeq and is a predicted model, not a curated record. Gene Ontology annotation, molecular function: DNA-binding transcription factor activity, RNA polymerase II-specific; sequence-specific DNA binding. Gene Ontology annotation, cellular component: nucleus. Gene Ontology annotation, biological process: regulation of transcription by RNA polymerase II; cell differentiation. The transcript has 5 exons.
CAGUACUGCAUCACCCUUUAAAAACAGUGUUGAGGAACUUGUGAUUAGAACAGAGUACAGUUUUCACUUUCAUCAUUGUUCUCGUUAAAUUCAACAAGGAUUACAGCAGGAUUACAGCAGGAACCUAAGAUACAACAAACUAAGACUAAGACGUUAUUUAGUGCUCUGUCUGGAAAAACUAAAGAUUAAAAAUAAAGAAAUUAAUCGAUUAAUACGAUUUUGAAGUCUGCUAGUAGUGAAGGACCGAAUGGAGAGCUAUGUUAUCACUUCUCCUUCAGAAGACUUGCUUCACUAUGACCGUGAUCAGUGUCAGCCAGUGUACGAUUUCUAUUCCCACAUCAGCUCUGAAGUAAAUGGCCAUGGGGUACAGAAUGGGUGGGAAUGCCAUCCUGUCCAUUUGCAGUACAUUGACAGUGGAUUGCCUCAUGGAUAUUUAACUGAGCUUCACCCUACCCCAUAUCAUUAUGGUGAUGUGGAAUCUCUGCAUCACCCCUUAGAAGCAACAUUUGCUGGACCUUCCACUGACAUUCCUCCACAGGGCCUGUAUUACCAGCAGCAGCAGCAGCACUCCCCUGCUGCCCGGUGCAGCACAGACGAGGAGGACCCAGGAGGCCGGAGCCCCCCAUUAGAGGUGUCUGAGGGGGAGGAGGCACACUCAGAGCACCACGCCCACUGCCUGGGCACCGUAUCCAGGAACAACAAGAAACUGCGACUGUACCAAUUUUUGCUGGACCUACUGAGGACUGGGGAUAUGAAGGAUAGCAUCUGGUGGGUUGACAGAGAAAGGGGGAUGUUCCAGUUCUCCUCCAAACACAAGGAAGCUCUAGCCAGCCGCUGGGGUACUCAGAAGGGCAACCGGAAAAAGAUGACCUACCAAAAAAUGGCCAGAGCCCUGAGAAAUUAUGGAAAAACAGGAGAAAUUCAAAAGGUCAAACGAAAAUUGACGUAUCAAUUCAGUGGAGAGGUACUGCAAAGACUACUACCCUCUAAUAGAAGGCAGUAUAACUAGACUGAUGAACACUGGACCACAAUCACUGUUAUACUAUUGAUACUGAGGAAUUUCUCUGCAUCUAAUACAACUUAAUGGCAUGAAUUGGCAGAAAAGUCAUGUAUAAUCUUAUUGUCAUUUCAAUAUCCUACUCCCACAGUGGUAUAAAAUAAAACUACAGGUCAUGAUUACAUAUAUCUUAGUGGUAUACCAUCAUUCAGAUCAGCUUUAUAAAUUAAAUGUUCUUUCACUGUUAAAACUUGUGCCACUGUUCAUUAAAAAUAUGUGAAUACUUCA